Naumovozyma dairenensis CBS 421 is the source of this 1194-nucleotide messenger RNA. RefSeq lists its product as uncharacterized. Gene Ontology annotation, molecular function: protein binding. The record is from RefSeq and is a predicted model, not a curated record. The coding region runs from base 1 to 1194 and encodes 397 amino acids. NCBI's taxonomy places the organism in Eukaryota, Fungi, Ascomycota, Saccharomycetes, Saccharomycetales, Saccharomycetaceae. The transcript has a single exon.
AUGAGCAUUUCACCGUAUUCCUUGCUAAACUCGCACUCAUUCGGUUCGAAUAAUUGGUGUUUCAAAUUUCAACCAUUAGAUAAAGCAAAUGGCCUUCUACUCAGCUUAAGUAAUGGUGAGAUACAUUGUCUCGAUUUUGGAACAUGUCAAUCCAAACAAUCCAUUCGAGUAAGUAAUCUCUCAAUCAAUGAUCUAAAGAUACUAAACAGUGAUUUCCAUUGCGGGUCAUUAUUCAGUACAGCUACAGCAGAAUCAGUGAAAAUAUUCGACAUAAAUUCAAAUAAUGGUCCCAUUGCAACUUUGCAUAACGAUAAGAACGUACCUUUCCUCUCCUUGGAUUCAAGACAUGGUCUAUUGGCAAUGGGUACGGAAUUACAAGGUGUGGAUGCACAAAUUAAUAUAUACGACAUUAGAAAAUGGGAUACUCCAUUGCGUUCAUUGAUUGAUUCACACCAUGAUGAUGUUACUGCUCUUAAAUUCCAUCCAUCUGAUCCAACUGUCUUGUUAAGUGGGUCCACUGAUGGAUAUACUAACGUUUACGAUUUGACUCAACAAGAUGAAGAUGAUGCAUUGCAUCAAGUUAUGAAUUAUGCGUCUAUUCAUUCGUGUGGAUGGUUAUCACCAAAUAGAAUUUUCACACUGUCUCAUAUGGAAACGUUUGCCAUUCAUGAAUUGAAUGAUAAAUCUGAAGAAUUGAAAGAACCUCAACCUUUGGAUUUUGGUGACGUGAGAGAGAAGUGGGGGUGCGAUUAUGUCAUUGAUGUAUAUCCUGGUUACAUUGCUGCAGGUAAAUCACAAGAGGGGAAUGGGCAAUUGAAAUUGAUACCAACAAAUGGUGAAAAUAUAUCUGUUAAAGAUUCUGUUGUUAUCCCAUCAGCACAUGGUGAUGAAGUCAUUAGGGACGUUUUUAUUCCUCCUAGUCAUUCAGAAUUGGUGUAUUCUUGUGGAGAAGAUGGUUUUGUCAAUCUAUGGAAAAAUAAUAAUGGUGCUUUGAAUGUUCCAGAGCAAUUUUGGGAUUACUCUAAAAGAACAAUGCAUGUCUUGGAUGGAGACUUUUCUCUGGAGUCAGGAAAUGAAGUUGAAAAGAGUAAACUUGGAGUUGAAAAGAGAGAAAAGAGUAAAAAAUCAAAAAGUAAGAAAUCUAAGAAGAAGGAAAAGAAACAUUCCAAAUCGCAACGUUUCAAACCAUACUGA